AUGAAUCCUUAUGGUUAUGGUUCAUUAUCUAUAUAUUUAUUGAUUUUAUCAAUAUUACAUUUCAUUCAAUGUAUACUAGUUAUUAUAAUGGAUUUAGAUAAACCAUGGGAUACAGGAUUAUUAGCAAUCAAUAAUUUAAUAUGUCCAUUAUUUCAUUGUAUAUGGACAGGUAAUCGUUUAGCUAUUGUAUUCAUUACUAUUACAUUAGGUAUUGAAACACUUGUAUUAUUACAAAGAGAAACAAAUUUUCCAUCAAAUACUAUAUUACGUUGGAUUAUAGCUGAUGGUAAUCAUCGUAAAUCAAUACGUAUCUCAAUUAGUGUUAUUCUAUUAGCUGGAAUUUAUGGUUUAAUUGAAAUAGCCUAUUGGCGUAUACAAUAUUAUAAUGUUGAAUAUGAGAUAACACAUUCAGCUAAUCAAUUGAGUUUAUCAUCAUCAUCAUCAUCUUUAUCAUCGUCAUCAUUAUCAUCAAUAACAUCAUUAAAAUCAUUAGAACCAUUGACAAGAUGUGAAGUUGCUGGUGGAUUACAAUAUUGGUUUAUUAUGAAAUCAAUGCAUCGAUAUGAUAUUUUUACAGAAAUCGAUAUCACUAGAAAGACUACUGAAUUAGCAGCUAGUUAUUUUGAUUAUCAAUGGAUAACUGGAAUGAUUAUUGAUUGUUCAUUUGCAUUAAUAAAUAUAUGUAUAGGUUUAGCAAUAAUACGUGCUUAUUUUAUGGAUGAUUUAAUUAUACGUCCAAGAUAUGCUGAAAGUUUUGCAACUAUAACAAGAAGAAAUCAAUUUGAAGUAUUACAUAUAGCUAUCAUAUGUAUAAUACAAGGAUUAUGUCGAUUACCUAAUGCAUUAUUUACUAUGCUUGAUCCAUUAACAAGACCAGGAGAUAUGAAUUUAACAGAUUCUGAGGUUUUAAAAGAUAAUACAUGGCAAAGAUUUUUUCUAAUGUUAUCCGCUAAAGUAAUUGGUAUUGAAUUAGGUGAUUUUAUAGCUGCUUUAUUAAUGCCUAUAUGUAUUGGAUUUUGUCAAGAGUUUAGACAGAAUUUUUAUGGAUUAUUAAAAUUUAAUACAUCUAAACUACUUAAAACUACCCUAUUAUCAUUAAAUCCAAGAAAAUCAAUGUCAAGAAUUAUUACACCGUCUAAUUCAAACAUACCAAAUGAUUCUAUACAAAAUAUACAUGGGAAAAUGAUAAAAAAGCCACCUUCACAUCAACAUCAUCCUCAUCAUCAUCAUCAUCAUCAUCAGCAGCAGCAGCAGCAGCAACAACAGCAGGAGCAGCAACAACAGCAUGAUCACACUGAGUAUAAUUCAAAACAAUAUCAUGAUACUAGCUCUCAUCUAAUAAAUCAAUUAGAAAGUCAUAACAAGAAUAUAAAUGAUCAAUCAGAAGAUUCAACUACUGAAAGAUAUAUACCAAAUUGUCAUUUUCAUAAGUUACUUACGGAAGGAGAUAACACAGAAAUACAAAAUGAAACAGAUCUAGAAACAACAUAUGAUAAUACUAAUCAUUAUCAUCAUGAUCAUGAUCAUGAUCAUAAUUAUGAUGAUGAUCAUCAUUUACAUCAACAUGAUUUGAAUUCAUUAAAACAAUAUCCAACACAUUUACAUAGUAACAAACAGAAUUCAUUUUAUAUUAAACCUAUCAAUUAUGAAUAUCAUAAUCGAUCUAAUUUAAAUUUACAUGAUUCAAUGCCUAAUUCAUUAUUUUGUUCAUAUAAUAAAUUAUCAACACAAUAUUGUAAUCAUUCAAAGCCAAACUCUUUAACUAAUCUUUAUUAUGAUGGAAUAGAUUGUGAUCAAGUUCAUAUGGAUAAAGUGAAACCAUUACUGGAAUAUCGAUCUUAUGUUUAA
Molecule: messenger RNA, 1848 nt
Organism: Schistosoma spindalis
Lineage: Eukaryota; Metazoa; Platyhelminthes; Trematoda; Strigeidida; Schistosomatidae
Source: the annotation of a GenBank genome assembly